Gossypium raimondii (Peruvian cotton) is the source of this 414-nucleotide messenger RNA. RefSeq lists its product as uncharacterized. Bases 8 to 355 code for a protein of 115 amino acids. Gene Ontology annotation, molecular function: protein dimerization activity. NCBI's taxonomy places the organism in Eukaryota, Viridiplantae, Streptophyta, Magnoliopsida, Malvales, Malvaceae. The transcript is spliced from 3 exons. The record is from RefSeq and is a predicted model, not a curated record.
AGUUUUUAUGACUAUGGCUAGUUUGAACACCUUUAUACAUGUGGACGAUGGGUUUAAUGAGUAUGAAAGUGCUCUCAAACGUCAAAAGUCUACCACUUCAAAGGUGUGGGAUGAAAUGACAAAGCUUGAAUGCGAGAACAAAAAUGAAUUGAAGGCACAAUGUAAUCACUCUUCCGAAUCGGCUUUUAGCAUGGGUAAGAAAGUUAUCACACCUUUGAGGAGUUCACUUAAGCCAAAAACAGUUCAAGCCGUUGUUUUCUUGGAUGAUUGGAUGCGAGCUAAGGGAUUUUCAACAGAAAUUGGUUGCAAGAAUGAUGAGGACAAUGAGGAUGAUGUUUCUUCGAUUGCUUUUUAGGAUACCUUCCUUUCUAAUUGUUGAAAAUUUAAUUUAGCUUACAAUUUAUAGUUUGUUAU